Messenger RNA from Toxotes jaculatrix (banded archerfish), 2446 nucleotides. RefSeq names its product methyltransferase like 24 (gene mettl24). The record is from RefSeq and is a predicted model, not a curated record. The transcript has 5 exons. NCBI's taxonomy places the organism in Eukaryota, Metazoa, Chordata, Actinopteri, Toxotidae. The coding region runs from base 293 to 1402 and encodes 369 amino acids.
CACACACACUAACAUGCGCACAAUCGUUCAGGUUAAGAUGCAGUAACGCACACGUGUGUUGGUUUAUGAGCAGAGGUGUUUCUUGACAUGUUCGUGUUAACUCUCUUGGUCUAAUGGUGGACUUUGGACCUGGAGGGAACGAGAAGCUGGUUGAGAAGAGAAGAAAAAGACAACUCUUUGACAAGCAUGUGUAGAAUGGGAUAGAAAAAGCAAUGAGCAGACCAAAACUUGCAGUUGAGGAGAUGGACUGAGGCGAGCCAGAGGGACAGAGAGGACAAAACAGUGAAAGGACAUGGGCAGAGAGCGACUCACCUUGGGACUGCUGCUGCGUUUGGGUAUUCUGCUCACUGCUGUGUGUUUGUGCAUUCAUGUUUACCUGGAGACAGGUCGGUGGGGAGCACCUGCUCCUCUGGCUUUGGGACAUCCCAUCCAGCCUAUCCAGAACUUGGGCCAACAGAGCAGAACCAAAAGGGUCCCUGCAGAGGGAGGGGAGCAAGACAGGAGUAUUAAAAGGAGAAUCUCCUACGUUCGAACAAUGAAGAAGGACAGUCCAUCUAAGAAGAGGGAUGUUGACAGAGAGGUCUCCUCACCUCCAUGCUGCCCACCUUUCCGCCUGCACAGAAAGACUCCUCGGUGGCACAUAGACCUGGAGCCCUGGGCCAGUGAGAGCCAUUCUCUGGAGGAAGAAGCUAAAAGGUUCCUCACCUACAUCACAACGCCACAAGUGUUGUGUUCAUCAUUGGCUGGUAAAGAAGCUGCUCAGGAGGGGCCCAAGCGUUCCUGGGCUGUGUGCCUGGACCCUCAGUACAGCCUGACCCACAGGAUACAAAGCAAACACUGCAGGAUCUACUCUUUUGGGUUGGGGGUGGAUGAUCGGUCCCUGGAGCUUUUCCUCGCCCGGUCAGGAUGUGAGGUCCACUGCUUCGAUCCAAGCCUGAAGCAGCCUCACCUGCAGCAGGGUGAGAUGUGGCUCCAUCGGCUCUCUGUAGACUGGAGGGAUCCAAACCCCGCCAUCGUCGCUCAGCGUCAGUACGCCAACACAAAGAAACUGGCCACCAUCCUUAAUGACUUUGGACACAGACAGGUGGAUGUACUAAAGGCGGAUAUGGAGAGCGCAGAGUGGAAGAUUUUGGAGAAUCUGAUUCUGGAAGGAGUUCUGGAUUCAGUGGGUCAGCUGCUGUUGGAGCUUCACCUGCACUGGGCGGGUUUUGAGGUGGGCGGUGACGACCCGUCUGUGGUGAGGUACUGGUUCAGCCUGCUCAAAGAGCUGGAAUACGCCAAUUUCCGCCUCUUCCAUGUCCACAGCGACCCAGCCAAACCACACCUCUUCCUGCAUAAGAAUAUCCUCAAUGCCAGCAGUGCUUACACCUUGAGUUGGGUGAACACACAGUGGAAGCCUUGAGGGAUGUCAGAUUGAUAGAAAUCAAAUAGGUGUAGCCAAAAAAAAAAAAAAAAGAACUUGGCUGGAACGGCAUCUGGAUUGAAAUGCAUAAGUUUGUCAAACAUGGAAUCUUCAGUGGGAGCACAAAUUCUUGCUGGAGCAAGCCUGUUCUCCAACAGACCGUUCUUAUCUGGCCUGACCUUUUUCGUAAAGCUAAAAUCCCAGCUCCUACUUAUCCUCCUGCUCUCCCUCUCCUGGCCUGGAAUGACCUCAGUCGUGUAGGGGGGCAGAGCAUUUCUCUCCAGAGGCUCUCUGUGUUCUACCUCAUAGUGGCUGUGUUGUUGGCUGCGGGUCAGCCUCUGAGUCACACUCACCCAUGUCAUCAUGGUCCUAUCUGGACUUGGCCCACAGGCAGACAGUCCUGCCUGAUAUUAGACAACCUUUCCAGAUUAUGCUCGUCUACAGAGACCUAGAGACUGCUGCUCCCAAAGUAAUACAUGAAUUAAAAGAAAUAGAUACAUGAUGUCAAAGGAGGUAGGCAGAAGUAGAGGUAAAGAGAUGGGAUCUGCUUGAGAGGCGGAGGAAGAUUAACUGUCUGGACGAAUAGACGCUUCCCUGCAGCUGAACCUUGUGUGACUGUCUAGAACACAAAACGCAUCAAUAAUGUGAACAACUACAAUGUAUUGUCUCUAAACUUGUACACGGUGCAUUUGUUGGAUAUUUGAAUGACGAUGUGUGGGCGAGAGUGAGAGAAAAAGACAAAAAGGAAGGAUAAGAAAGAGAACUCCAGUUAUUAUUUUUUGCAUACUGCAGUUUCCUGGGUUGUAAUAGAAAACAACAAUUCCGAUCUACUCAAAGAAGCAUUUUGCUUCUUUCAGUAGACCUGUCAGGUCUUUUUAUCCUUGUUUUCUUCUUGUAUUCAAUCUGCCUUACUCCAUUAAUCUGUGCUGCGCCAGAAAAUCGUCAAGUUUCAUCUCAAAUUGUAGCACUAGGCAAAAAACAUUUAAAAAUGAUCCAACUAACGUAAUUUACCAAAUCGUUUGAUGCAGUUUAAUAAAGAAAGGA